Molecule: messenger RNA, 1579 nt
Organism: Chinchilla lanigera (long-tailed chinchilla)
Lineage: Eukaryota; Metazoa; Chordata; Mammalia; Rodentia; Chinchillidae
Gene: Lactb2
Product: lactamase, beta 2
Exons: 7
Coding region: 142-1008 (288 amino acids)
Cellular component (GO): mitochondrial matrix
Molecular function (GO): single-stranded RNA binding; RNA endonuclease activity
Source: RefSeq, a predicted model, not a curated record
GCUUCCAGGCCCGCCGCUCGGCCCCGCCCAGUCCAGCUCCCGGCGGGCUCGCGAGGUGUGGCGUGACGCUCUCCUCCCUCCUCGGCCUGCCAUUCGGCUCCGCGUUGGGAAGCCUGUUUCGGGUGCGACGCUGAGGCAGCGAUGGCUGCUGCGCUGCCGUACAUUGAGCGGCUGUCCUGUCGGGUGGUGCGCGUGUUAGGCUGUAACCCGGGUCCCAUGACCCUGCAAGGCACCAACACCUACUUGGUGGGGACCGGCUCCAGGAGAAUCCUCAUUGACACUGGAGAACCAUCAAUUCCAGAAUAUAUCAGCCGCUUAAAGCAGGCUCUGGUUGAAUUUAACACAACAAUCCAGGAAAUCCUAGUGACUCACUGGCAUAUUGAUCAUUCUGGAGGCAUAGGAGAUAUUUGUAAAAGCAUCAAUAAUGACACUCCCUAUUGCAUUAAAAAACUCCCACGGAAACCCCCUAAAGAAGAAAUUAUAGAAAAUGGAGCACAAAAAUAUGUUUAUCUGGAAGAUGGAGAUGUGAUUAGGACCGAGGGAGCCACUCUCAAAGUUAUAUACACACCUGGCCACACUGAUGAUCAUAUGGCUCUACACUUAGAAGAAGAAAAUGCCAUUUUUUCUGGGGAUUGCAUCCUAGGGGAAGGGACAACAAUAUUUGAAGACCUCUAUGAUUAUAUGAACUCCCUAAACCUUUUACUGAAAGUCAAAGCUGAUAUUAUAUAUCCAGGUCAUGGCCCAGUAAUCCAAAAUGCAGAAGCUGCAAUUCAGCAGUAUAUUUCUCACAGAAAUUACCGAGAAGAACAAAUUCUUACAGUCAUUCGUGACAAUUUUGAAAAAUCAUUUACAAAAACGGAACUGGUAAAAAUUCUUUACAAGAAUGUUCCUGAGAAUUUACAUAAAAUGGCUGAACGUAAUCUUGUGCUUCACUUGAAAAAAUUAGAAAAAGAAGGAAAAAUAUUUAGCAACACGGACCCUGACAAGAAAUGGAGAGCUGUACUUUAGGUUCAGCUUAAUGAAAGCUUUGUUUGCCUUUGUCUUUAAGGAUGCUGUGCUUUCUUAGCUGUGGACUAUUCACAGAUACUACAAGAUGUAGGACUUCACAGCUAACCCUAGAUACACAAGUGGACCCUUGACUUAACAAACACAAUGUUCUCAAGAGCAGAACUCAAGUUGUUGUGAGUCAAGACUGUUUUUUCCAUAAGAAAUAAUGAAAAUACCCAAAAUGUGUCCUGAAUCUCUCAAAGUACCCCUUAACUAACGUUUUCAUAAUUAAAAGGUUGUAUAAUAUGCAUAAUUUACCAGAACACCAAUAAUUUUCCUAGCGUAUUCGUCAAAAAGUUAUAAAAUAUGCCUAGUUUACCAGAAGCAACACUUUUAUAAUGUACUCACCAUUCAAGUUGACAUCUUUGGCUUGCAAGAAGGAUGAAAUGGAAGGUGGUUACUGUUUGGAAGGAGAGUCCCCUUCCAUAAGAACAUCAGGAAUCUGGCUCUCUGCUGUCCUUUCUGUCCUUAGGAGAAUCUGUAGCCCACUAGGACCUGCUUCUGGCUCACUAAGUCUCAUCCACUUCAGAAC